Molecule: messenger RNA, 2924 nt
Organism: Cheilinus undulatus (humphead wrasse)
Lineage: Eukaryota; Metazoa; Chordata; Actinopteri; Labriformes; Labridae
Gene: wbp11
Product: WW domain-binding protein 11
Exons: 12
Coding region: 177-2360 (727 amino acids)
Biological process (GO): mRNA cis splicing, via spliceosome
Cellular component (GO): spliceosomal complex
Source: RefSeq, a predicted model, not a curated record
AGUAAACAUGGCGCACGGCUAACGAAGUCGUGCUAAGAGUCCUGAAGCCUUUGGAUACCGCUUUCAGAGCUUAAACAAGGCAUUUCACAUAACCUCUGGUGUCCAGAGGUGUUUGUGUUGGGCGUUUCGCUCAACAGGUUUUAUUAAUAGAAGGGUGAAGGAGACGCACCAGCAAGAUGGGGCGACGUUCGACCUCCUCCACCAAGAGUGGGAAGUUUAUGAACCCCACCGACCAGGCCAGAAAGGAGGCCAGGAAAAGGGAGUUGAAAAAGAACAAGAAGCAGAGGAUGAUGGUGAGAGCAGCAGUGCUGAAGAUGAAGGAUCCCAGACAGAUAAUCAGGGACAUGGAGAAGCUGGAUGAGAUGGAGUUUAACCCAGUUCAGCAGCCGCUGCUGAAUGAGAAAGUUCUGAGGGACAAGAGGAAGAAGCUACGUGAGACAUUUGAACGUAUCGUCCGUCUGUAUGAGAGAGAGAACCCCGACACCUACAAGGAGCUGCGUAAACUAGAGCUGGACUAUGAGACCAAACGAGGGCAGCUGGCUCUUUAUUUUGACUCAGUCAAGAAUGCAGAGUCAGUGGAGGUCGACAGCAUCCCUUUACCAGAUAUGCCUCACGCCCCGUCCAAUAUCCACAUCCAGGACAUCCCUCUACCAGGGGCUCAGCCUCCCUCCAUACUGAAGAAGAGCUCUGCUUUUGGUAAAGGUCCUCUGUCGUCAUCUUCUGGACCCACCUUGGCCACAGCUCCAGGUGUGCCACGUUUACCUCCAGGAAAGAAGCCCCCUGGUCCCCCACCUGGACCCCCACCUCCACAGGUCCUUGCCCUGUAUGGCAUUCCCUCUCGACGACCAUAUGGCACAGAAAUUGAGCCCUCCAUUCCUGGUCUUGAAAAGGAGUCUGCCAUGGAUGUAGGGAGAGAUCGAGACAGCGGCAGUGACAGCGACAGAGAUCGAGAUGAUGACGACGAUGAAAGCGUCUCUGAGGAUGACAGUGAGGAUGAGAGAGAUGAAGGGGACGACGGCGACCAGAGAAUGAAUGUAGACAGGCUGGAUGAUCAGAGGGAACGAGAAGAGGAGAGAGACAGAAAUGACAGACAUGCUGGUCGCAGUGUACGUUUUGCAGACAUGCCUCCAGACGCUCCUCGUGAAGGAAAGAGGAAGAAGAAGAGGAUUGUGAAAAGGACCAAGGCUAUCACUCCUCUACAAGCCAUGAUGUUGAGGAUGGCAGGUCAGUCUGUUCCUGAAGAGGAGGAGGAAGAAGAGGUCGAAGAAGAAUACACAGAUGAUUCAGAGACCUCAGACACCGAGGACAGAGGACCACCAGGAGAAAGCCAGCCCCACCUUAUGGCCAAUCAGCGUCUACCCCCACCGUCUGGACCUGUGGGGCAGCAGGGACCUCCACAUCUGCAAGGUCCACCGAUGACAGGACCCCCACCUCUGGGUCCACCCCCUGCCCCUCCAAUGAGGCCCCCUGGUCCUCCCUCCGGCCCUCCUCCAGGCCCUCCACCAGGUGCUCCUCCGUUCCUGAGGCCUCCUGGUAUGCCUGGAGGCAUAAGGGGUCCAAUGCCUCGUCUCCUGCCUCCUGGACCUCCACCUGGUCGACCUCCCGGUCCUCCACCAGGCCCCCCUCCUGGCUUACCACCAGGCCCCCCACCACGAGGACCCCCUCCCAGACUCCCACCUCCAGCACCACCAGGUAUCCCCCCUCCUCCCCCGAGAGCAGGAGGCCCCCCACGUCCACUUGCGCCCCCGCUCUCGCUCUUUCCUCCACCUCUCAACUCGAACGUUCUCAGCGCUCCUCCAAGCAUCGUCCAGCAGCGUCAGAAAGGCUCCGGAUCCAAUCAGGACGCCCCUCAGAGCAACCUGCCACCCCCUCCCAUGCCAAUGAGGCCUGGUGUCAUGCAGAUGCCCCCUCCUCCUGGGACGGCUGCAGCAUCAGCAGGCGCCGGCAGCAACCCCCACCACGCAGCCACCAUCGAGAAGCGGGCCAACAUCACCUCUGUGGCAGCAGCUGGAGGCGGUGUUGCAGCAGGGGCUGGCGCUGGAGGGGCUACAAUCUCCGCCAAACCUCAGAUCAUCAACACGAAGGCGGAGGUCACACGCUUCGUGCCCACAGCGCUGAGGGUGCGUAGGGACAAGACUGGAGCGAUGCCGGGGGUGGCUCCAGGGCCUCUGGAGAAACCAGGAGGAGGUAUUGGUGGGCGGAGGGAUGAAGGCAUGGGAGUUGGUCAGGGGCAGAAACAGCACACAGCAGCCGGUCCCAUGGUUAACCCCACCCAGAUGGGUGCUGUGGCUCAGCCUAAUAUGAAGACAAAGGACCAGGUGUAUGAAGCCUUCAUGAGGGAGAUGGAGGGACUCCUCUGACCCUCUGAGAAGGAGCAGGGUGAAUUUCCAUGGAACAGUCUGAACUACAGGAGUGUCCUUCUUUGUUUUUUGUGUUUUCUGUAAGGGUUAUAGAGGUAGCUGUUGUAAGGCUGUCAGCUAGAUCAGAUUCUUUUCAGUAAAUAAGAGACCACUGAGAAGGCUCAUCUUUUUCUGACUGAUACAUUAUUAGCUGUAUCGAAGAGAAUGUGAAUUUUGUGUACACAUAAAAUGUGAUCAUAAACCUCAUUGGAAACCUUCGAAUAGGUGCCACUCAAUGCCUACAUAAACCAACACUAUUCUCUGCUCUAUAAAGAAAACGUUCCUAGAUUGGAGUUCAUUUGUCAAUCAGUACGUUGUAUUUUUUCUCUCAACGGCCAGAUGUUUUGUAUAAUUUUAUGACUGUUUUGUUUUAUUCUAUUGGUGAUCUCUUACACAUGUUGGACUUCAAAAUAAAGGCAUGGAUUGUUUGUCAGUCAUUGGCAAAAUACAAUGUCUGUAUUGAACAAAAACUGAAAUGAACUGACACUGAUUCUGCAGCUAAAUAAAAGCACCAAAACAGUGUGA